Molecule: messenger RNA, 7769 nt
Organism: Hippocampus comes (tiger tail seahorse)
Lineage: Eukaryota; Metazoa; Chordata; Actinopteri; Syngnathiformes; Syngnathidae
Gene: cacna1db
Product: calcium channel, voltage-dependent, L type, alpha 1D subunit, b
Exons: 52
Coding region: 398-7213 (2271 amino acids)
Biological process (GO): calcium ion import across plasma membrane
Cellular component (GO): membrane; voltage-gated calcium channel complex
Molecular function (GO): high voltage-gated calcium channel activity
Source: RefSeq, a predicted model, not a curated record
GUAGUGUACUGUAGUCUGUGACAUGAAUUUUAGUGGUAGGCUUUUCACACGACAACCGUAUUUUCAUUCAAGGGAGCAAACACAGUUAAUUAGUAGGAAUGAAAUAACCCUAACACUGUAUUUUAAGUACCAACACCACUUUUGCUCUAUGCACAUUCUGUCUUGUCCCAGUUGAGCUACAGCUGUGUAGGCUUCACUUUUUCUGUUGAGUGGACACUGGAGCACGGAUUAUAAUGGAAGGAUUACGCGCAACCGGUUAUCCCUCAUACAGGCACAGGUAAUCCAAUCACUGGUAACCUUCCAGCGUGGUUCGGACAACUCAUUUUCUCUGGAAUAGCAGCACAGUGAAGUCACAAAAACGGCACAAUGAGGCCUCAGUGGAAAGGCAGGUGACAGAAUGCCAUUCAUUAUACGAGGAAGACCCCUAAGGGGGGCACAGUAUGCCAGCAACAAAAGGACCACUUCCUCUGCUGAUGCCUCAGCCCUCUGGUCGGAAAGCCAAACUCAUCUGCACCAACUCAGUCCACCUGAGACCCUGCACGCCCCCGCCACCAGUGGCAAGCCUGUUGGCUCAUCUUAUGGCCUGCUGGGAUCAAAGAGUGGCACCCAUGUACCCGGUGGCACUAGUUCCGUUGUCAGCCCGGUCCUCGCUUGGCAUGCAGCCAUCAACGCCGCUCGCCAAGCUCAGGGUGAUGUGACGAAGCCUGACAUGAGUCCGCAGCGCUCAGCGUGUACGACCGGAGCAGCUCCCGUCGGCUCGCUGGCACAGAGAAAGAGGCAGCAGUAUGCUAAGAGCAAAAAACAGGGCGGGUCGACUAACAACAGGCCGCCCCGAGCGUUGUUCUGCCUCACCCUCAACAACCCCAUCCGCAGGGCCUGCAUCAGCCUGGUGGAGUGGAAACCAUUUGAUAUAUUUAUACUGCUGUCUAUUUUCGCCAACUGCGUGGCCUUAGCCAUCUAUAUCCCUUUCCCGGGAGAUGACUCCAAUUCUACCAACCAAGAGCUGGAAACAGUCGAAUAUGCCUUCCUGAUCAUUUUCACCAUCGAGACAUUUCUGAAGAUUAUUGCCUACGGCCUGGUCAUGCACCAGAACUCCUAUGUCAGAAAUGGCUGGAACAUGCUGGACUUUGUCAUCGUCAUCGUUGGUUUAUUCAGUGUGGUCCUGGAGAUGAUAACCAAAGACGCUGACUCGGGCGGCCAGUCGGGAGGCAAGUCUGGGGGGUUUGACGUCAAGGCCCUCCGAGCUUUUCGCGUGCUUCGCCCUCUUCGCCUUGUCUCUGGGGUUCCAAGUCUGCAGGUGGUUCUGAACUCAAUCAUUAAAGCCAUGGUCCCCUUGCUUCACAUCGCUCUACUGGUCCUCUUUGUCAUCAUCAUCUACGCCAUCAUCGGCCUCGAGCUCUUCAUUGGCAAAAUGCACGCUACCUGCUAUGUGAUAAAAACAGGUGCCCUGGCAGAAGACGAGCCAACACCAUGUGCGGUGUCCGGCAACGGUCGCCACUGCGCACUCAACACGACAGUGUGCAGAGAAGGCUGGCAAGGUCCCAACAAUGGCAUCACCAACUUUGACAAUUUCUUGUUUGCCAUGCUCACCGUGUUCCAGUGUAUUACUAUGGAGGGCUGGACCGACGUACUCUACUGGAUGAACGACGCAAUGGGCUUUGAGCUGCCGUGGGUCUACUUUGUCAGUCUGGUCAUCUUUGGUUCUUUCUUUGUUCUUAACUUGGUUUUGGGUGUCCUCAGUGGAGAGUUCUCCAAAGAGCGAGAGAAGGCCAAGGCACGAGGUGACUUUCAGAAGCUGCGUGAGAAGCAGCAGCUCGAGGAAGACCUGAAGGGUUACCUGGACUGGAUCACUCAGGCUGAAGACAUUGAUCCUGAGAACGAGGAGGAGGGAGAUGAGGAGGCAAAGCGCAACCGGGUCACAUUAGCGGACCUCACCGAGAAGAAGAAGGGAAAGUUUGGCUGGUUCACGCAGUCCAAUGAGACACAGGCGAGCGUGCCGACAAGCGAGACCGAAUCUGUCAACACCGACAAUCACAGCGAGGAUGACAAAUGGCUCUGCUGUGCUCCUUUGUGUAAAAAAAUUACUAAGUCAAAGUGCAGUCGUCAGGGGCGACGGUGGAAUCGUUUCUGUCGCAGGAAGUGUCGUGCCGCAGUGAAAUCUGUGACGUUUUACUGGCUGGUCAUCAUUUUGGUGUUCCUCAAUACUCUUACCAUCGCCUCAGAGCACUAUAACCAACCGGACUGGCUCACCGAAGUUCAGGAUGUCGCUAACAAGGUUCUCCUGGCCAUGUUUACUUUGGAGAUGCUGGUGAAGAUGUACAGUUUGGGGCUGCAGGCCUACUUUGUGUCGCUGUUCAAUCGCUUUGAUUGUUUUGUGGUGUGCGGAGGUAUCAUCGAGACUAUCCUAGUGGAGCUGGCCAUCAUGUCUCCGCUUGGCAUCUCUGUUUUCCGCUGCGUCCGUCUCCUGAGGAUCUUUAAGGUCACACGCCACUGGGCAUCACUGAGUAAUUUGGUGGCCUCUCUGCUCAACUCCAUGAAGUCCAUUGCCUCCCUGUUACUGCUUCUCUUCCUCUUCAUCAUCAUCUUCUCCCUGCUGGGUAUGCAGCUUUUCGGUGGCAAGUUUAACUUUGACGAGACGGUCACCAAACGGAGCACAUUCGACAACUUUCCUCAGGCCCUACUCACUGUCUUCCAGAUUCUGACAGGAGAAGACUGGAAUACGGUGAUGUACGAUGGGAUCAUGGCGUAUGGCGGUCCAGCGUCAUCUGGAAUGGUGGUCUGCAUUUAUUUCAUCAUCCUCUUCAUCUGUGGAAACUAUAUUCUCCUGAAUGUGUUCUUGGCCAUUGCUGUCGACAACCUCGCCGAUGCUGAGAGCCUCAACACGGCCCAGAAGGAAGAAGAAGAGGCCAAGAAGAGGAGGAACAGUGCCAAAGAGGCGGCUACAGAACACCGAGUAGAAAUAGUACAAGACACUGAUGGCGAGACAAAGGUGCCAGUCGAGCUCCUGCUGGGGGAGGACAAAGAACUUUAUUCUGCCAUUGACUCACCAGUGUGUUGUGUGGAUGACGACAACAACGACCUCCCAGAAGUCCCAGUUGGGCCCCGGCCUAAGAGGCUGUCAGUGCUCACCAUCAAGGAAAAAACUCCUCCCAUCCCUGAGGGCAGCGCCUUUUUCAUCUUCAGCAGCACCAACCCGUUUCGCGUGUUCUGCCAUAGGCUGAUCAACCAUCAAAUCUUCACCAACCUCAUUCUGGUCUUCAUCAUGCUCAGUUCUGUGUCUUUGGCCGCCGAGGACCCCAUACGCAACUUCUCUGCACGCAAUAUUAUACUUGGUUAUUUUGACUAUGCUUUCACGGCAAUCUUUACUGUUGAGAUCCUGUUUAAGAUCCUAGGCUAUGCAGACUAUGUCUUCACUAGUAUGUUUACAUUUGAGAUCCUUAUUAAGAUGACGGCAUUUGGAGCGUUCCUACAUAAAGGAGCUUUCUGUCGGAACUACUUCAACCUAUUGGACCUGUUGGUCGUUGGAGUGUCUCUGGUCUCCUUUGGUAUUCAGUCUUCUGCAAUCUCAGUCGUGAAGAUUCUUCGUGUUUUGCGAGUCCUCCGGCCACUCAGGGCCAUCAACAGAGCCAAAGGACUUAAGCAUGUGGUCCAGUGCGUGUUUGUCGCCAUCAGGACCAUCGGCAACAUCAUGAUCGUCACCACGCUGCUGCAGUUUAUGUUUGCUUGCAUUGGAGUGCAGCUUUUCAAGGGUAAAUUUUAUCGCUGCACAGACGAUGCAAAGUCCAGCCCCGAGGAGUGCAAGGGAACGUACAUUCUCUACAACAAUGGAGACACCGCAAUGCCCGUGGUCAAGGAGCGGCUCUGGUACAACAGUGACUUCAAUUUUGAUAAUGUCCUCGUGGCCAUGAUGGCGCUCUUCACCGUCUCCACAUUCGAAGGAUGGCCCACUCUCUUAUACAAGGCCAUCGACUCGAACCGUGAAAACAUGGGUCCCAUCUACAACUACCGCAUUGAGAUAUCCAUCUUCUUUAUCAUCUACAUCAUCAUCAUUGCCUUCUUCAUGAUGAACAUCUUUGUUGGUUUUGUUAUUGUCACCUUCCAGGAGCAGGGUGAGAAAGAAUACAAGAACUGUGAGCUGGACAAAAACCAGCGCCAGUGUGUGGAGUAUGCUCUUAAAGCCCGCCCCCUGCGUCGCUACAUACCCAAAAACCCAUACCAGUACAAGUUCUGGUAUGUGGUCAACUCCACCGGAUUUGAGUAUGUCAUGUUUGUCCUAAUCAUCCUCAACACCUUGUGUCUGGCGAUACAGCACCAUGGACAGUCUCACCUCUUCAAUUAUGCCAUGGACAUCCUGAACAUGGUCUUUACUGGCGUGUUCACUGUUGAGAUGAUCUUCAAGCUCAUUGCCUUCAAGCCCAGGGGCUAUGUCGGAGACGCCUGGAAUGUCUUUGACGCCCUGGUGGUGAUUGGCAGUGUAGUCGACAUCAUACUCAGCCAGAACUAUUUUGCUGAUGCAUGGAACACGUUUGAUGCCUUAAUUGUUGUCGGUAGCGUGGUUGACAUUGCCAUCACUGAGAUCAAUUCGGCAGCGCUCCCUGUCGUCAAGGUGAUAGUGGAACAAGGGAACACCGAAGACAGCGCUCGCAUCUCUAUCACCUUCUUCCGCCUCUUUCGAGUGAUGCGAUUGGUGAAAUUGUUGAGCAGGGGGGAUGGCAUCCGGACGCUGCUGUGGACCUUCAUCAAAUCCUUUCAGGCUCUCCCUUAUGUUGCACUUCUGAUAGCCAUGCUGUUCUUCAUCUAUGCAGUCAUCGGAAUGCAGGUUUUUGGAAAAAUAGCCAUGGUGGAUGGAACACAAAUCAACCGCAACAAUAACUUCCAAACGUUCCCUCAGGCUGUCCUCAUGCUCUUCAGAUGUGCCACCGGCGAGGCCUGGCAGGAGAUCAUGCUGGCCUGUCUUCCCGGGAAGUUGUGUGAUACCGAGUCGGACUACAACCCCGGCGAGGAGCGAACUUGUGGCAGUGGCUUCGCCAUCAUCUACUUCAUCACCUUCUACAUGCUUUGCGCUUUUCUGAUUAUUAACCUGUUUGUUGCCGUCAUCAUGGAUAACUUUGACUAUCUCACCCGGGAUUGGUCCAUUCUUGGGCCGCAUCAUCUUGAUGAAUUUAAACGGAUCUGGUCCGAAUACGACCCAGAAGCAAAAGGCAGGAUAAAACACCUGGAUGUGGUGACAUUGCUAAGGAGGAUCCAACCUCCUCUUGGCUUUGGCAAACUCUGCCCACACAGGGUGGCCUGCAAGCGUCUCGUUGCGAUGAACAUGCCUCUGAACAGCGAUGGCACAGUUAUGUUUAAUGCCACCUUGUUCGCGCUGGUGCGCACUGCUCUCAAGAUUAAAACAGAAGGUAACCUGGAACAGGCUAAUGAGGAGCUGAGAGCUGUGAUCAAGAAGAUCUGGAAAAGGACCAGCAUGAAGCUGUUGGAUCAAGUAGUGCCUCCUGCAGGCGACGACGAGGUAACGGUGGGGAAGUUCUAUGCCACCUUCCUGAUACAGGACUACUUCAGGAAGUUCAAGAGGCGCAAAGAGAAAGGCCUUGUGGGUCAGCGGCGCUCAUUCAUCAGGAUUAACAGCACCAUGGCGCUGCAGGCUGGCCUGCGCACGCUGCAUGACAUCGGGCCUGAGAUCCGUCGAGCCAUAUCAUGUGACUUGCAGGACGAGGGGCUUGUCGAUUUGACAGAGGAGGAAGAUGAGGGAAUUUGCAGGCGCAAUGGCGGCCUUUUCGGUAACCAUGUCAACCACGUCGAUACGAGUCUUCAAGGCUCCGCCCACCCAACCACUGUCACUCAACGUCCUCUACAGAUCCUCCCAUUUUCCUGCAGUGCCUCUACAGAACCCGCCCAAAUGGGCCUGAGUGAUGAUGACAGAAGCCAAAAGUCAGAAAUAAACUCGUCACUUGUCCAGUAUAAUCAUCAUCAAAUGUCUCAUCAGUCCGACUACUCCUGCUUUAAUUCCAAUCACCAACAAUCACCCGUACCCUCCAAUGCCAACCUCAACAAUGCCAAUGUGCCCAUGCUUCUGUCUGUGACCCGCGGGAGGCAGCAAAAACAUUUGCUGGCGACAGACCGCCUGUCCUCCACCAAAACGGGCUCACCCAUGUCCACCCGCAGCAAACCUUGGAAGUCGCUCUCCAUGAGGAGGCACCGCUAUGAGACCUACAUUAGGUCAGAGAUCAGCAGGGGUCGCCAACCCGCCGCGCAGACAUCCGAGCCAGUGGAAGUGGACAGUGAUGAGGAGCAAGGCUCAGGAGAGUACUACUACAGCGGGGACGAGUCUCAUGAAGAUGACAUCAUGCUCACUAAGGACAGGCUGUCAAAUAAAGAGUCUUGCAACGUGGAGGGCGAUUCGGACGCCGAGUCGGAUUGUUUCUAUGACGAUGACCAGCAGCCCAUAUGCCAAGACAGCAGGCAGUCGCCUCGGAGAUGGCUUUUAGCAUCACCGCAAGCCCUCAAUAGACCGACCUUCAGUUUUGAGUGUCUUCGCAGAAGAAGUAAUCAGGAGGAUGCUCCGCCCUCUCCUUCCUGCACUGCUCUUCCAUUGCACUUGCUGCAGCAACAGGUCAUGGCGGUGGCUGGCCUGGAUGCCAGUAAACUUCAACGACUCUCUCCCACGCGGUCGGUCCUUUCCUGGGCAACGCCCCCAGCUUCCCCUCUCGCCUAUGAUUCUUCGCCCUGCUACACGCCACUCAUACAGGUGGACUGGCGGAGCUCAGGCAGCGUGGGCAACAUCCCAGCCUCGAUAAAGAGGAGUUCCUGGUACACAGAUAGAAACGACAGCGCAUUCAGCCGCGGCCACUCGCCCUCACGACUCCAGCUUCCCGCUGAGAGUUGCUCACAUUUCUUGCAGAAGCGAGGCAGCGCCAACAGUCUAGUGGAGGCUGCGUUGAUCUCGGAGGGUUUGGGAAAAUACGCCAGGGACCCCAAUUUUGUGUCGGCCACCAAGCACGAGAUAGCGGACGCCUGCGAGAUGACCAUUGACGAGAUGGAGAGCGCCGCCAGUAAUCUCCUAAACGGCAGCCUGGCUGACCCCGGCGACGUCGGGGCCGCUAGCUCGGACCCCGCCGUGCACAACAUGCGUGACUACAGCGACGAGGAGACUUACGCUGCCGUCAAACGAGAGGAGGACCUCACAGACGAGAUGAUUUGCGUCACGUCGCUAUAGCAGCGGCCCUUUGUUUUUAUUUAUCGAUUGAUUCCAAUUGGCGUCCUGCUGCUUUUUUUCCACACCGGGUGGACCGUUGUUCCUCUCACGAUAGACGACAUGAGAAUGAAGUGCCUUGUUUUCUCUUUCUACAGGGACAUGGAACAGAAGACCUCUGAAGAAAACAAAUAUUGAAAGUAGAACAUUGAAUUGAUGUUGUAUUGGAUUUAUUUACGUCUCCAAGAACGGUGACAGUUGUUCAAGACCAGAGAAAUCUUCUUGCUUGCUCCGCAAAGCCAUUCCGAAUCCUAUGAAUUCACUUUGAAAACAACAUGAGAGGUGAUCAUUUGUGGUGAUGAAACUGCGUGUGUACUGUGUGUCGGAUGAAACAAAGAUUCAUGUUGUUAGCUAUGAGUCAGGCUGAGAUCAGAUUCAAAAAAUGUUUUCUUGCACAAUACCGUUAUGUUUAUCUGUAAUGCAGUGGAAUCGCUGAAGCGAAACAUCCCCCCAACCCCUGAAAAGAAUGCUCAUCCAGAUUUAUAAUUUUUCUUGCGUUGCCAUCACUGGUAGCCUUCCA